AUGCAUCUCUAUGCACCUGCACAAACAAGAUCUGACGGCAUAACCUUCCCCGAAGGUUACCCAUCACAAUCUUACACACAAAAGAGAUCUGCCAGCAUAACCUUCCCCGAAGGUUUUUCGGAAGCUCGAGGUGGCGUCUGGUGGCUUCAGAACGCGACACCUUGCUUCCGCAUGCAACCAAUGGCAUUGCUGCACGCCUGGAGCAGCUUCUUCCAUCCCAAUCCACUUGAGUCAAAUGGCACCUUCCCAUUGGUCCAUUCCCCAAGCUGCUGGGUAGCUGAACGUGAUUGGUUCGUUGAGGAUGAGCAUCUCCUCCUUGAUCCUAUCUUCCUGGAUCAAGUGGCUCCUUUCCAUUGGCUCAUUGUUGAUCAGAUCAACAAGCUGCUGAGUGUCUAG
Molecule: messenger RNA, 396 nt
Organism: Microthlaspi erraticum
Lineage: Eukaryota; Viridiplantae; Streptophyta; Magnoliopsida; Brassicales; Brassicaceae
Source: the annotation of a GenBank genome assembly